Eucalyptus grandis is the source of this 1228-nucleotide messenger RNA. RefSeq lists its product as uncharacterized. The coding region runs from base 459 to 962 and encodes 167 amino acids. The record is from RefSeq and is a predicted model, not a curated record. NCBI's taxonomy places the organism in Eukaryota, Viridiplantae, Streptophyta, Magnoliopsida, Myrtales, Myrtaceae. The transcript is spliced from 3 exons.
AAAAAAAAAGAGCCAAAAAGAAGGACAAUGAAGCAAGAGCCAUUAUCCACUACAGAUAUCUCUUUCGCCCUUUGGAACAACGUCGCCUCCUCACCGUUGUCUGUUCCAGACGGUGUGGUCCCUUCGGCACACCGCGACGUCCAUCACCGGCCGCGCUGGCUUAGAUUCCCCAACCGCCCCGCCACCGUACGAUCCCCCCAGAAGAUGACGGCAGCGACUCCGACUCCGACUCCGACGCCCAGAAGAGCCUCAACCUGAAGUAGCGCGAGGCUCAACGGCGACAUGGAGCUCGCUUCCUUCUCCCAUCCCCAAAUCAAGGGUAUCCUCAGAUACUGCUGGGAAAAAGAGACGUGUCUUGAAGGCGGCGCGAUUUUGAGCUCUCAUGGGCUUCGUGGAUAUAAUGAUGUCCAAUAAGAUUCAUUAUCGCUUCUCUGGAGCAACCGGCGUUGGACGCUCGGAUGCUUGCGAAGAGACUGGGACUGGAUGUUCGAGAAGGAAAGCGAAGGCAGUUCGAUUUCAUUGGGAAGUCGCUGCGAGAAGUUGAACCUGAGUUAAUGGAUGCUUCGAUUGAGGCCACAAAAGAUGGUGACGAGAGCAGGCUGCGAGCUUUAUCUGUAUUAGAGGCCUGGUUUGGCGAAGAUAAUGACAAAGGAGGAGAAGAUUUCGAACAUGAUCACGGGGAAGAGGAGGGGGUGCCUGGUUUUUAUUUGUUGCUGAAAAAAAGAAGAGAAAAAUCUGCAUUGCCUACCGCUGCUACUCAAAGUUUCAUUUGCAUCCUCUUAGAGGAAAAGGAGUUCAGCUUGUACGGGCUGCGUGAGGAGUCCACUUCCCUAUCAUUGGAAACAGACUUUGCUGGGUACAAAUCUUUCAAGCAUACACUUAAAAUCCUAGCUUCAUACUUACCGAGAGCUGCUGAUUUCUACAAGUGUUCUAAAUCAUGUAAUCCUUAUUCAUCGAAUUAGAUAAAGUAGACCUCACAGCACGAUAUGGGCGUGUUGCAUUUACCCAUUGACAUCCAUUCCCACAUACUCUGAUUCCAUUUAUUAUCACUCAAAACAACACUCGCCCACCCCGCACCCGCAUCACAUGCUCUCUUUUAUGGGUGAUCUUGGGUACUUAACUAGGCCAGCAUAUUCGAAGCCUAAAAGCUCGUUUGAUCUGUCUAGAAAAAUAAGUACUGAGAAUUUAAGUACGUAAUAUCAAGUGUGGACAGUUUUAUGUGCUAAAG